Molecule: messenger RNA, 2119 nt
Organism: Zonotrichia leucophrys gambelii
Lineage: Eukaryota; Metazoa; Chordata; Aves; Passeriformes; Passerellidae
Gene: PHF11
Product: PHD finger protein 11
Exons: 10
Coding region: 461-1318 (285 amino acids)
Cellular component (GO): nucleus
Source: RefSeq, a predicted model, not a curated record
AGGCAAAGUUACUUGUGAUUACAAGUAAAUUGUCAGGAGUCUAAGCCAAAGGGGAAAAACCAUAAAAAAAUUCUCUUCUGCUUUGGUGGUGCUUCCACUUGGGGCUACCCAGUCUGUUUUAUGCAAGGGGAAUGGGAGCUAACAAAAACAAUUUGUCUGUUGAAACUUGGAAAAAGGUUGCAGGAUUUGUUGGACUAUGACAUUUCCUGCCUGUUUUGUGCUUGGGCCUUACUACCUCUCACUAGAAUAAUUGAACUUCAGAUCUUCCUGUUUCUUGAAAGUAAACACAGAUUUUUCCUCCCCCUUGUUGUACAGGAGUUUGUGCUGUCAGAGGUGACGUCUCCAGCAGAGGAUAGUUUGGAGUUAAUCACACCUUGUAGGAGUGGGAAGUUGUUGAAGAUUUCUGUGGUGGACUUGCACAGAAACCACAAAAUUUCCUGCUCUAGGUGCUUUGUGGAUAAUGGCGAAGAUGGUGAGAACGACAUGUGCGUUUUGUUCAGAAGGGGAGGCUGGCUCUGUGAUGUAUAUCGCCACAGAGAGAAAUAUUGCAGCUCAUCAGGAUUGUCUGUUAUUUUCCUCAGGAUUUGUGGAAUCUGAAGAUCAUAACCCAGAAAAUCUGGAAAUAAGGUUUGAUGUGUCAUCAGUGUUGAAGGAGCUGAGGAGAGGAAAGCGGCUGGCGUGCAGCUUCUGCCGCAAGAAGGGGGCCACGGUGGGCUGCGAGGAGCGCACGUGCCGCAGGAGCUACCACUUCUUCUGCGCCCUCUGCGAUGAUGCCGCCGUGGAGACCGACGAGGUCAACGGCGUCUACAGAGUGUUCUGCCCAAAACAUGACCCAGGAAAUCGGACCAAUCGCUAUGAUGCAGCUAAUAAGAAAAGAAGACGUACGUUGACAUCUCCCACCAUCACAGAAGAAAUGAGUACAGAAGAGACAGCAGAAGAAAACAGUUUACGAAUCCUAAAAAGAAAAAACAACAGGCAUAAAGUUCGGAUAGACUUUGUUAGGAAGUGCAAACAAGCUGGGCUUCUGGAUGAUAUAUUUGAAGAAAUGCUGGACACACUCCAUCUGGCUCAGGAAAAGCUGAUGGAUGACAACACUUCAGAAAGAGAGUAUGAAGAGACCGUGAUGGCACUGUUUGACUGUGGACUGUUUGAAAACAUACUGACAAAUAUUUAUUCAGGAACAGAAGAAAAAAUCCAGAAACUUCUGGAAAACAGAAAAAGACUGGAUCACGAGAUUGAGCUACUGCAGGACUUAAAAGAAGUCAUCCUUUCUACUCCAGAGAACAUGGCCAGUACAUCCAGUACAGCAUCUGAAUAACCCCUCUCUGUGAUGGUGCAAUUGUUAGGAAUUUUAAUGAUAAAAACCAUAGACCAGUCCGGUCAGUGCUCAAUUCCCCAGCCCCAAGAUGAGGGCUGAAUGGGUGCAAGAAUGUGGUGUUAUACUCAUUUUUAUACCUCACUGUUGCAAUAAUUUAAAGUCCUUCAAGUUUUCAAAUUUUCCUGUUCAAAUUUUUCCCUGUUUCCACUAGAAAUUUCCACUUAUAUUGCACAAUGGAAUAUAAAUGACUGUUACUAACUAAAUUUAGCUUUUGCAAAAACUCAACAGAACCCUCCAGGGAAGACUUUUUUUCUCAAAGCCAGGGGAGUGUUCAGCUGCCACAGAACUCUUGCUAAAUUCACUUAAACUAUGGGAGCCCUCUCCUGCCUGGGCAGUAGUGCCUCGCUGUCUGUGUCUAUUCAGUGAUGUUUGAAGGAUCAUAGUGCUGCUUUGGCUUUCCCAAAAAAAUAAAUGAGCAGGACCUGCACUCAAAGAAGCCUUCUGGAUUAUAAACAGGAGUCUAAUUUAAAAAGCCAAAUUAUUCUUUAUUGACUGGUCAAGGUGCACUGUUUCUGCUAUACUGGCAAUGGUAAAGCAGUAUAGCAGAAAAGGGCAGGCAGACCAGAAAGGGUUGGGCAUUGCACUCAGAACAAGUACAAUGUCAAAUGGAGCAAAACAGUGACUGACUCUUCCCUUCUCCAUUAAAAAAGGAUUCAACUUUUGUUUUGUCUUUAAAAUAUUGUUUGAAUACAGAAAAGCCACAAUAGGCUAAGUUAAUAAAAUAAAACAUUUUUUAAAGGA